This is a messenger RNA of Archocentrus centrarchus (flier cichlid), 1207 nucleotides long. It is a transcript of the gene st6galnac2, whose product is annotated as ST6 (alpha-N-acetyl-neuraminyl-2,3-beta-galactosyl-1,3)-N-acetylgalactosaminide alpha-2,6-sialyltransferase 2. Gene Ontology annotation, molecular function: alpha-N-acetylgalactosaminide alpha-2,6-sialyltransferase activity. The record is from RefSeq and is a predicted model, not a curated record. Lineage: Eukaryota; Metazoa; Chordata; Actinopteri; Cichliformes; Cichlidae. The transcript has 9 exons. Gene Ontology annotation, biological process: protein O-linked glycosylation. Bases 26 to 1087 code for a protein of 353 amino acids.
CUCAUUUAAAGCCCCUCACAGAAAAAUGCGACCGUCUCCCAUAAAGACUGUUUCCCUCCUGGGGGGGAUUUUCUGCUGCUUCCUUUUCCUCUGUUUUUACAGACAGCUGAUUCAGGAUCAGAUGAGCUGGGAAAUCCUGACAGUUCAACAGGAUGAAAACACGACUGAAGCUCCGUGCUCCCUGAGGAACGAGGUGAGGAGACAUUCUGUCUUCAGGAGGAAGUUCCUGUUCUCUGUGCCGGUUCUUCAGUGGACCAAAAGUUUUACCAAACUGACCUGGGAGCAGCUGAAGAACCACGCACCUCCGUACGGCUGGAAGGGACUUCCUGCUAAAGUCCUAAACUCCACCCUCUCCCUUCUUAAACGCUCUGAGCUCUUUGAUCGCCGCUCACCUGGCAGGUGCAUUCGCUGUGCUGUGGUGGGAAAUGGGGGCAUCCUCCGAGGGUCCCGGCAGGGGAGGAACAUCGACAACCACGAUUUUGUCUUCAGGAUGAACGGGGCGGUGAUCGCGGGGUUUGAGGAAGACGUGGGGACGAAGACUUCCUUCUACGGCUUCACCGCCAACACCCUGAAACACGCUCUGAUCUGGUACCACGACGACGGCUUCACCAAAGUCCCUCAGAGUCGAGAGACCAAAUACAUCUUCAUCCCAUCAGACCUCAGAGAUUACGUCAUGCUAGCCGCUGCCAUUCAGGGUCGGGCUGUCAGCUCAGGCAGAGACAGAGGAGACAGACCCUGGAAGUAUUUUGGCCACCAAGCAGCUGAAAAGUUCAAACUCCUCCACCCGGCCUUUAUUUCCUAUGUGACACACAAGUUCCUGUCGUCGCCUCUGCUGGUUGAUGUCAGGACUCGUAAGCUGUACAUGCCGAGCACAGGCGCACUGAUGCUGAUGACCGCCUUACACACCUGUGACCAGGUUUCUGCUUUUGGUUUCCUCACCAGGAACUACGCCUCGUUCUCCGAUCAUUACUACGACUCCGUAUGGAGGCCUCUGAAGUUCUAUGCCAACCAUGACCUGCAGAUGGAGGGCCGGCUGUGGGAGGAGCUGCACCGCCAGAGCAUCAUCGUGUUGUACCAGAGGAGCUGACGGAGGAGAAGAGGCUCUGGUUUAGGUUUAGAGGUUUUUUCACGAUGAGCACACAGAAUAUUUUUCUUUGUGUUCCUACAGAAAAUUUUUAGAGAAGAUAAUCCUGAGAAAAGAUGACUG